GGUCAGUAACCUGUGAAGAGAACAAAAAAGGAUUUACUGCAAACUGGGAUUUAUCUGUGGUGGCGUUUAACGGCAUUUUCGCCUGGCUUCUUCGGGGAAGAUUUUUUUUUUUUUUUUUUUUUUUUAGCUUUUUCUAUUCUUAAGGGACUUAAAUUAAAUAUAGGCUAAUAUUUGUCAGCAGCGAAGGCCAGUGCUCCACCUGCCGCAAGAAAAGACAGGGAAAGGUGACUGCCAAGGCAUAGACCACCUGCCUUGUCAAGGAGAGAAGGAAGGAAAGGAAGGAAGGAAGGAAGGAAGGAAGGAAGGAGACAGAUCAUUGUCUAUUGUUGCCCUCUGCCUCCUCGAGUAUAAAGAUGUAUGCUGAAAAAGUUGUGACGGAGGGGAAGAUGGGGAACAGGGGAAUCUCUCUGACCUGUGUGUUGACCCCUUGCCGUGUAACUGGGGUAUGUGUGACACUGAUGACCUUGGGAGCCAUCGGAGCUGCUGUCUGGGCCGUAGUUACAUAUUGCACAAUGGAGGAAGACACAGGACUGUAUGAUGUCCAAGUAAAUUCUGCUGACCAACGUCUCAGAGUCUAUGACUCCGCCCAGAGGAGGUGGCGGCAGGUGUGUUCCUCCUCAGCCAAUGAGCUGCUAGCAAGCAUCAGCUGUGAAGAAGUGGGCUUUAUCAGUGUGGUGAAUUACUCAGUCACAUCAGUGCCAGAGGCCAGCGGAGAUGGUGGCGAGUUCUUCUGUGUCAGAGCGCAAGAGCUCAGCUAUGGCAAGAAAAUCAAAGACUCAUUGUUCCCAUGUGACUGUGAGAGCAACGAGGUUCUCACACUGCUAUGUCAAGACUGUGGCAGGCGUAGUUUUGCAGCAGACCGUAUAGUUGGUGGUGUGGACGCCAGGCAGGGCAGCUGGCCUUGGCAGGUCAGAUUGGAGUACGAUGGAGUCCAUCAGUGCGGAGGAACCAUCAUCUCAAACCGCUGGAUUGUCUCAGCAGCUCACUGCUUUCGAGAGCGGUAUCGCUCUGUUAAUCGCUGGCGUGUUCUGCUGGGCUCGGUCUAUGGUAAACCAGUCAACGCCAACGUGGCUGAGGUGAACACCAUUGUUUACCACAGCAGCUACCUGCCCUUUGUAGAUGCCAGCAUUGACGACAACAGCAGGGACAUCGCUGUUCUGGCCCUCACAAAGCCUCUCACUUUCAAUGAAUAUAUUCAGCCUGUUUGCCUGCCAGCAUACGGUCAGAGACUGAAAGAUGGACAGAUGGGAACAGUAACAGGCUGGGGAAAUGUAGAUUACUAUGGUAUUCAAGCAGAUAUUCUCCAGGAAGCGAAUGUCCCGAUCAUCAGUGACACUGUCUGUAACGGUCCUGAUUACUAUGACAACCAGAUCACAACCAGCAUGUUCUGUGCUGGCUAUGAGAAAGGAGGCACUGAUGCCUGCCAGGGAGACAGCGGCGGUCCUUUUGUGGCGGAAGACUGCCUGUCUAAGACGAGGCGGUAUCGUCUGAUGGGGGUGGUGAGCUGGGGAAUAGGCUGUGCCAUGGCCAAGAAACCAGGUGUCUACACCAGAGUGUCCCGAUUUCUGCCCUGGAUAUCCACAGCCAUGAGGAACUAUCACAAUGCGCCGGGGCUUCACAAAUUGGCCCGAACAUGAGACGUUUUUUUACUCUUGGAUGAAAAUACUACAAGACCUCGAAGAUGUCAGCAGGGGGCAGUUGGACAGGGAUGACAGGCGGUGAUGUUCCCCUCACAUCACAGAUUCUCCUUCUCACCUAAAACUUUAUUAUUGAGGAUUUCACCCCUUCUUGUACCUUCCCACAUUGUUAAAUGUUCAACAAGUCCAAACUCCUGAAUGGCUACCCUGUAUCUUUGCAGAGAUACACAGACAUAAACAUAAAGUGUUAAAAAGUUCAGCCACGUUGUUAUAAUGAAGUUAAACUUUGAUGAAAGGGCAAAAGAGAAAUAAUCUUAGAAAAUAAUAAUAAUAUAAUAAUAAUAAUCUCCUCUUACCUUUUAGCUGUAUACUACUGCAAAGUCAAGUUAAAAAUAAUCACUAUAACAUGUGAGCUAUACAGCAAAACAUUGAAGUGAGACUUUUUCAAGUCACAAAGAGAGCAGACUUUUGAUUAGUAAUGACUUAAUAACUCAACUUUUACAUUGUGCAACACACACACACACACACACACACACAGAUGAUCAGAGAUUUUUUUUAAAUGUCACAAAUUUAUAAAUAAUGCGAAUGGAUAACUAAAACAUUCUCUGGUGGACUUUAUUUUGUAAAAUCAAAGCACACUUUAUUUCAUAAUUACAUUCUUACUUGUGUAUACAUGUCAUGAUGUUUUAUAGGCAUUAGGCAGUAGUCUGACUUUUGUAUGAAAAAUAAUUAUUCAUUCAAAGUCUAUCCAUCACAUUCCCAAAUAAACUGGUGAAGAUGAUGCUUCUCUUGAAAUCAGUAUUUUCUUGUAAAUAUUAGUCAGUGUCUACAUGUUUGUUUGAGACAUGUUACAUGUCUUCAUGAUCCAAUCAUCUUAAACGCUAAAAUGUGAGAACACCCAAAAUCAUGUUUAUGUUUAACAUAUUUAUUUUACUGCACCACAUAUUGAUGACCAAAUACACGGUCGCCCAUUAAGUUGAAAUAAAACAUUUUUUUUUUUUACCUCUUUCCAUGAAAUGAUGGUGACGAUGUGAUUUAUUAUGGAAAGAUAAAGUGUAUAUCUUCUCAAAACUUUAUUAAUCAAUCUCUUACAAACAUAUCACAAUGAAAAUUAAACCACAAUUAACAGAGGAUUGUGUCUGAAAACAAAAUGAUUACAACUUUAUGGGCAACUGCGUAAUAAUGAAAAUCAUAUUAACUGCUAGAAGUGUGUAUACUCAACCAUGACCAAUGUAUAUAAUAUAAUUCACCCCUCUGCUGACUGCUCCAGUCUUGUUUAACAUAGACUAAAAAAUGUUUUUCAGCAGUAUGUUAAAUUUGGGAUUGCUACUUGCUCACUUGUAUGCUUUAGAUUAGAGUGACUAUAUUUCUUUUACAAGACGCUGACCUUACACGUUAGUGUUUUUUAGUCCAUUGAGACACAAAAAAACAAUUAAGGAUACAUGUAGGGUGUCUGCAAACUUGAUUUAAGCUCUCAAGACAUUACUUAAUUAUUCAUUUUUAUUAGGGAAGAAUCAGAUGCGAACACAACUGCAAAAAUACUAGCAUCACAUUUCUAGCUCUUGACUAAACUAAAUUUAAUUUACACUCAUCAAGUCCCAAACCUCUCACAGUUUCCCCCUUGAAAUAAAGCUAAUGCAUGUACAGUUUUGGCAAUUAUGAUGUGAAGAGAAAUAUUGUAAAAUGUAAUUUUUUGCAUUGAGUAUUAUAUUGAAAUAAAGACAAUUUCCCCAUAGCCAUGGUGUAAUAAUAUCACAAUUUAUUUAUGAAUCUUUAAUAUUAACUGAAAAGACUGCAGUAAAUAAUAAAUAUACUGUUUUAUACAUUUCCCUACACAUAACAGAAUGUCAACUUAAAAUAUGAAAAAUAUUUGUUACUUUCAGUAAGCAUUACUACAAACUAAAACAAACAAAAGACUUGCAAAAACAGUAAUAUAAAUUAAUAUAAAUAUAAAGAAUUACAAAAAACACAUUUUGAACAUUUGUAAGAGCAGGGUUGUUAUCUAUCGUGUGUAAAGCUGGGUAACAAACAUAAAUAUUUUUAGGUUUAAAAAAGCUGGUGAUUGGCUAUCUAACGCUAAACAUCAUAGAUGCAAGCAGGAGAAAAAACUAUGAAACUAUGCACAGAGACAGGGCCCGCAUGCAGUGGCGGUUCUACACAGGGUCCUCCAGGGGCCACUGCCCCUGUGAAGAAGCCUUUGGCCCCUGCUGUGGCCCCUGUGUCAAAUUAAUAAUAAAAUGAUCAAUUUAUAACAAUGAACAAUGGAACAAUUCUAAUCUUUUUUUUUGUUUAAACAAUAUCUCAUUGUACACAAAAGGAACCCAGAAUGUGAAAAUUUUAUAAUAGUUUAACUAUAUGGAGUCUUCUUAUGAAGUCAUUUUGUG
Centropristis striata (black sea bass) is the source of this 4021-nucleotide messenger RNA. It is a transcript of the gene hpn, whose product is annotated as hepsin. Gene Ontology annotation, cellular component: membrane. The record is from RefSeq and is a predicted model, not a curated record. Gene Ontology annotation, biological process: proteolysis. Gene Ontology annotation, molecular function: serine-type exopeptidase activity; serine-type endopeptidase activity. Lineage: Eukaryota; Metazoa; Chordata; Actinopteri; Perciformes; Serranidae. The transcript is spliced from 13 exons. The coding region runs from base 354 to 1637 and encodes 427 amino acids.